UCAUCACAAUUUCAUCACUGUAUAUCCUUCAGGGCUGACUUAUCUACGGCCAUCCUUAAGGACAAGAAGCGGCCCAACAGGCUAGUGGUUGAAGAUGCCGUCAAUGACGACAACUCGGUGGUGGCGCUGGGCCAGGCAAAGAUGGACGAGCUUCAGCUCUUCCGUGGCGACACAGUCCUGCUCAAGGGCAAGAAGCGCAAGCAGACUGUCUGCAUCGUCCUCAGUGACGAGAACUGCCCUGAUGACAAAAUCCGCAUGAACAGAGUUGUGCGCAACAACCUGCGGGUGAGGCUGGGUGACGUGGUGUCGGUGCAGCCGUGCCCUGACGUCAAGUAUGGCAAGCGCAUCCACGUGUUGCCCAUUGAUGACACCAUUGAGGGACUCUCUGGCAACAUUUUUGAGGUAUACCUGAAGCCCUACUUCCUGGAGGCGUACCGCCCCAUCCACAAGGGGGACCUGUUC
Messenger RNA from Hyalella azteca, 462 nucleotides. RefSeq names its product transitional endoplasmic reticulum ATPase-like. The annotation marks the transcript as partial. NCBI's taxonomy places the organism in Eukaryota, Metazoa, Arthropoda, Malacostraca, Amphipoda, Hyalellidae. The record is from RefSeq and is a predicted model, not a curated record. The transcript has 3 exons.